Platichthys flesus (European flounder) is the source of this 2808-nucleotide messenger RNA. RefSeq names its product trichoplein, keratin filament binding (gene tchp). The transcript has 13 exons. NCBI's taxonomy places the organism in Eukaryota, Metazoa, Chordata, Actinopteri, Pleuronectiformes, Pleuronectidae. Bases 146 to 1645 code for a protein of 499 amino acids. Gene Ontology annotation, biological process: apoptotic process. The record is from RefSeq and is a predicted model, not a curated record. Gene Ontology annotation, cellular component: keratin filament.
GUGGGAGUAACUAGGAAGUGAUGUCGGUUACUAGGGGACACUGGGGGAAAGAGCAGAGGCGAGUUUUCUGCUUUGAGACUCGAACCAUCGAGUGAUUCGAGCAAACAUCGAGUGACGGCAGCAGGCUUCACCUCCAGCAGGGUCUAUGGCUCUGCCGACGCUCUCGGCCCAUGUACCCGGCCGCUCCCGGGCGCUGGCCGGUCAGAUGGCCCGGCAGCGGGAGCAGGAGGCCCGGUGUCGGCAGCAGUGGGAGCAGCAUGCCCGGUACUUCAGAGAGCAGAGUGUCUGCAGCCAGAGGCAGGCGGCGUGGACCUCCGGCCAGUCCCACCAGCGGAGUAUGUCGUCAUACUACAAACAGAGAGUGAAGGAGGAGAAACAGGCCAGCCUGGAGCGGCGCAGGAACCUGCUGAGGGCCAUGCUUCAAAAGGAACAAGAGCAGCUGGAGGCUGAGCUCAGAGAAGUGGUACCUGACAGGGCAACACUGGCAAAUCAGCUGGUGCAAAAAGCCGAGGAGCUUCGCACAGCCAGAGAUGAGAGAAGGAAAAAGCUUGCACAAGAGCUGUUGAAGGAGCACUGGAAGAAAAACAACCCAGAGUUGCGAGAGGUCGAGUCAGCAUUACAUAAAGAUCAUGUUGUCAGCCGAUGGCAGGAGCAGAUAUCUGAGAAGACCCAGCAAGAAGUGGCAGAGCAGGAGGAGACGAGGCGCUUCGAAAAUGAGUAUGAACGCACCCGAAAAGAGGCUCUGGAGCGGAUUAGACAGGUGGAGGAGAAAAGGAAAGCAGAGGAGCGCAAGAGAGGAGAAGACCUUUGCAAACAGAUGGAAGAACUGAAGCGGAGGGAAGAAGAGGCCACUCGUCUAAAGAAGGAGCAAGAGGCUCUGCUGGUGCAGCAGUGGGAGCUGGAGAACUUGGAGGAGGAGAGAAGGAAGGUGGAGGAAAGACGAAAGAAGUCUGAGAUGGGGUAUUUCUUGAUACGUCAAUACCGAGCUCAGUUGAAGAGAAGAGCGCAGCAAGUGCAGGAGGAACUGGAGGCCGACCGUAAGAUCCUGGCAGCCUUGCUGGAAGGAGAGCACGAGGACAGGAGAAUGGAGAGCACACGAAGGGAGAGGGCUGUCGCUGAUGCUGCCUGGAUGAAACAAGUGAUUGAAGAGCAACUUCAGUUGGAGCAAGAACGGGAGGCGGAGUUUGACAUCUUGCACAGAGAAGAAGCUCAGCGUGUAUGGGAGAAACGAGAGGCCGAGUGGGAGAAGGAGAGGAAAGCCAGAGAAAGACUCAUGCAUGAGGUGCUCGUGGGCCGACAGCAGCAGUUGGAGCAGAAGGUGCAGAAGAACCGCGAGGCUCAGGAAGAGUUACUGAUGAGACGAGAAGAGUUGAUCCAGGAGCUGGAGCAGGAGAAGGACAUCAGACGUCAGGAGAAGGACAGUGAAGAGGGUCGCAAGACAGCAAGGAUACAAGAGUUAAAUGCUCAGGUGGAGCAGCAGCGUCAAGAGCAUUGGGAGGAGCAGUGCCAGAAAGAGCAGGACGAGGAGAGAGACAGGGAGGCCCUGCGUAUCCAAGAGGAGGAUCUGAGGCUGGAGAUGCUGAGGAUCGCCAAGAAAGGCUACCAGGAGAAGGUUCACAGCAGACCUCGAUCCGCAUGGACAUGAGCAACGUGAGAGUAUGAAGUUAAAACAGAUUUGUAUGUUAUGUAUUUUUAAAGAUGUUAAUAUCCUUAAAGGAUUUGUUCAAAUUGUUUUUUAAGCGUGUCUUAAAACAAAACUCAAAUGCCAAAAUGAAAACACUAACAGUAAAUGCUGACAUUGGGCGAGAGGCGUAUCACAGAAACAACCUUUCACAUGUGUUCACACCUAUUGGUUCCAUAUAAACUAAGCACCAGAAUGGAGAUGAACAACUUUAUCAAUCUGUAACUGUUUUGAUAAACGCAUCAUGUUCGUACAGAAAAGUGAAUCUCUCCUUGAAUGUCUUAUAAAGAAGUGAACCAAUCAUGUAGACUGUGGGGCCAUUGUUCCAUCUUGAUGUUAAUAAUCCAGGGCCGGUUGUUUGCAUUUGUAGCGAAGAACAAAGUUUCAUUUGCACUUUUGGAGCUCUUCAAGGAGUAUAUAUAUUUUAUAUCCUGAUCUUUUUUUUUUUACUUUUGAUUAAAAAAAAAAACAAUGUUCCAAACAAAUCAGUCCAGUGUUUUCUGUCAAGGAAUCAAACAUGAUAAAACAGGAUGUAGUUAUAAAUUAAGUUUAUUUAGAAAAUAGUUAUUUUUCCAAAGUCUGACUUUGAAAUUCAUUCAAUGAAAUGACCUUGCUCAGAUUACAGAACGACGAUGAGACACUUGGGUGAGGAGGAAUCCUGGGAAGCACAUUAACAGGGCAGCUGUCUACAGCUCCAUCCCACAUGUUGCACAUUAAUACAAAAACUAGCAGCAACGGAACAGAGCACACAACACAUGGACGUAGGUACAGUAUGGCUCUUAGCUCUAUAUAUGCUGUAACCUCACCAACACUGCAAUGGCACAUGGGAGCCCAGAAUACAGUGCAGUCUUUAGCCUGUUAGAGACACACCAAAUCAUUACAACAUCCUGGUUCUGGUUAAGAUCACAACCUGCCUCCUAAACAAGUUCACUGACAAGUCAAAUGUCUCUGUGAACAGUGCCCUGCACACUGGGCUACACUGGGACAGGGGACAAAUGGUAUAAAUGGCUUUUUUUUUAAUGCAACAAACAUUAGCAUUGCAAAGUGUGAUGUAAUGAAGUUCCCAAUAUUUAAUGUAAGUUACCUAAUUAUUCUGUUUCUGAAGAUUAAACUUUACAGUAUGAUGA